AUGCCGGAAUCGUCAGACAAACCGAGCACUCAAAGUUCGUCGAAUCAGUUUCAUGCCGCCGAACUGGAUCGCGCGAUUGACUGUCUGUUAUUGGCCGAGAAGUCGCAUCGUUAUGGAGAACCGGAAGUAAAUCACUCUUCCCAUUUCGAAUCUGGGGCUAACUUUCCGGAGUUAGCAAAGAAUUUAAUCCAGGAACAUAUGGAACAGCUGUCUGUCUCUCAAACGUCAUACUGCUCUUCAAGCCGAAUGUGCACAUCUGAUAUCGAUCGUGAAAACAGGGUUUCACAGGUAAAGAUGAUCAAACUGAAAAUCGAGGUUCAAUUUGUAAAUGUGUAUUUUGAUACAGGCAAUUUGUCAGCCGUAUCUGGGAAAUCAAUAGACGCUCUCAAGACCAUGUUAGUGGAUUGCUGUCACCAGUAUCGCCGUAUUGGGAAACAACAGAGAAACCUGCUGAAUUGGAAAUACUGGAAUGCGUUAAACAACAAAGAUAUUAUUAUUGCUUAUGUGAAAGUGCGCCCAUUUUUAUUGGAUCGAUCGAUGUCUGUCCAAAUUACAUUGGCUAUUUUGAAGCCGGAUGUUCAGCGAGUUGCUGCUUAUCGUCGGGUAUGUGGGCUGAUGUCUCUGUGA
Messenger RNA from Echinostoma caproni, 627 nucleotides. The record is from the annotation of a GenBank genome assembly. NCBI's taxonomy places the organism in Eukaryota, Metazoa, Platyhelminthes, Trematoda, Plagiorchiida, Echinostomatidae.